AUGAAGUCUACGGCCGAUGAAAUCUUUGCCUCUCGCAACCAUCACUCAUACGAAAAGGCUUCUUCAUCUGAUGAAGACCACCUGUUGUGUGAAAAUGGCAGCUUCCUUGACCAGAAAACCCACCGGUCAAGACUUGAUGCACCAUCCAAGUACGGGCUUAUCCGGACCGCUGUCCUCAUUUGCUCCGUCGUUCUAAACAAAGAUGUCUAUUUUGAGAAAUGGGAAUUAUUGGCCUUGAUACUGACAACACACACCAACAAUUUAGCACCGCUCCAAGAAGCAAUCCGGUACAAGACAGUGCUAUUCACCAGCGGAUUUGGUAGCCAGAAAACCAAGUACAUGGGAAACUCGACUGCUGCGGAUGAUGCCUGGAAGGCGCUCUACCCACGCACGGUAGUACGCAUUCCCAAGUCUUCGGCAGAUCAGCUCGUUAACCAGACGAUUCCACUGAAUGGUGACGAAGACCACUUUCCAGUUCUAAUUAGCGUCUUUCACGAGAUGCACUGCCUGGAUUCAAUCCGCCACAUCUACUUUGGUCACACUAAAGGAUUCGAUCAGAAUCCGGUGAUUAAUGAGGCGAUUCUUGCACCGGAACAUAUUGACCAUUGCUUUGACUCACUCCGGCAGACGCUCAUGUGUGGUGGUGACGUUGCGCCGAUGCCAUAUAAAUGGGUAGAAGAGAGGAAAAAGGCUUUGGGGCAUUUGGAUGUGCAACACACCUGUAGAGACUAUGAAGCGCUGCUGGAGUGGGCUGGGCGGCCAGAACACGACAUCACAGGCUGGGAUGAGAAAAUUAAGCCUACCUCGAUUCCCUGA
Molecule: messenger RNA, 816 nt
Organism: Metarhizium robertsii ARSEF 23
Lineage: Eukaryota; Fungi; Ascomycota; Sordariomycetes; Hypocreales; Clavicipitaceae
Exons: 2
Coding region: 1-816 (271 amino acids)
Biological process (GO): mycotoxin biosynthetic process
Source: RefSeq, a predicted model, not a curated record